Triticum aestivum (bread wheat) is the source of this 950-nucleotide messenger RNA. RefSeq names its product PRA1 family protein B2. The record is from RefSeq and is a predicted model, not a curated record. Gene Ontology annotation, biological process: vesicle-mediated transport. NCBI's taxonomy places the organism in Eukaryota, Viridiplantae, Streptophyta, Magnoliopsida, Poales, Poaceae. Gene Ontology annotation, cellular component: endoplasmic reticulum; Golgi apparatus. The coding region runs from base 49 to 729 and encodes 226 amino acids. The transcript has a single exon.
UCCCAGAUAAAGAAAACAUUAUUCUCUACGGUGGCAUCCAUCGACGCCAUGGCUGCGGCUUCUCCUCCCCUCCUCCCCGUCUCCGUUCUCCCGGCGGCCACCACCGCGACCACCACCAUCGUCCUCCCCGUUCCGGACACCUCCUCGGCGGCCGACCAGCGCGCCUACCUCUCCCGCCUCCUCGACUCCGCCAAGCGCUCCCUCUCCGGCGCGCGCCCGUGGGCGGAGCUCCUCGACCGCGCGGCGCUCAGCCGCCCGGAAUCCCUCGCCGACGCCACCGCCCGCGUCCGCAGGAACCUCGCCUACUUCCGCGUCAACUACGCUCUCCUCGUCGCGUUCUCCCUCGCCGCCUCCCUCCUCGCGCACCCGUUCGCGCUCGCCGCCCUGCUCGCGCUCCUCGCCGCCUGGUGCGCGCUCUACCUCCUCCGCGCCGCCGACGCACCCCCGCUGGAGGCCUUUGGGAAGACCUUCUCCGAGAGGGAGACGCUGGGCGGGCUCUUGGCGGCGUCGGCGUUCGUCGUGUUCGUGACCUCCGUCGGGUCCAUCGUCUUCUCCGCCCUCGCGGCCGGCGCCGCGCUCGCCUGCGCGCAUGGCGCGUUCCGGGUGCCCGAGGAACAGCUCUUCCUCGACGACGACAUACAGCCUGGCGCUGGAGGAAGAGUGGGCUCCUCCGUCGACCUGCUCUCCUUCUUCACCAACGCCGCCGGAGGAGGAGGUGGACGCGGCUGAGGCGCCCCACGUCAUGCCGUCGACUGAUUCAUUCUCGAGAAAUACACGAGACACCAUAUGUGUUGCUAGUUAGCUACACCAUUACAUUUAGGAUUUUAUACGAUUCAAAAAGAAAUAGGAAAUUUAGAGAAACACACUAUUUAUGAAUUAUUUCUCUGUGGAUUAUUUGAUCCUAGAAUCGAAUCAUAUAUGAUUUUUUUUCUAAGAAUUUAUUUGCAUUA